Puccinia graminis f. sp. tritici CRL 75-36-700-3 is the source of this 319-nucleotide messenger RNA. RefSeq lists its product as uncharacterized. The record is from RefSeq and is a predicted model, not a curated record. The annotation marks the transcript as partial. Lineage: Eukaryota; Fungi; Basidiomycota; Pucciniomycetes; Pucciniales; Pucciniaceae. The transcript has a single exon.
AUGCAGCAUUAUCGUUGUGCUCAGUGUCCUGCUAUCUUUUCUUCAAUUUCUUCACGUAAGAAUCAUGUAAGACACGCACAUCAAUCAACUGUCCAUACCAAGGAUAUACAUGGCUCUGAGGUCAUUAUUGAAAGAGUCAAUAAUCGCUUUUCGUGCCCUCAAGUAGCUUGCUCAUACUCUACUGUCAAAGCAUCUUUGAUGCAGACUCAUUAUCAUAAUUGUCGAUCCAAAAUUCGUACUUCUGCUCCUUCUGUGGCCAGCCAUAUUCCUAGGGUGGUGGUUCAAUCUAGAGUGAUUCCUGCUGGAAGCCAAGUGCAAG